AUGAGACACCAAGUUCGUCUCGUAGUUGGAGACUGGGAAAGAGGCGCGCAAGGCGCAUGGAGGUUCAACGUGGAUAAAACCAUGGUAAGAGGUGACGUGGAGCUGAAGGAGAACGAAAGCUUCAUCUCACUUCUUGGUAUGGUGAGGGAAAAGUUCAACGUAGACUACCUGUACGGAGUAAACGCUCAUGUGCUGCUGACUUACCACUACCCAGACCUUGAAACAGAGCCUGAGGACUACUCAGCACCACCCAUCGAAAUAAACGAGGACGAAGAUGUGGCUGUGUUCAUGGCGGUUAGGGUGGACAAUGUGUGGCAGGAGAUGUAUGUGACAUUGGGUGGACAGGAUGUUUACAACUACCGGAGGCAGAGGAAUGUUGAAGAUGGAAUAACUGCUGCUGAACAACCACUUCCAGCCAGCGGUUUAGUUAGUAUCGAAGGAGAUGUAUGUGACAUUGGGUGGACAGGAUGUUUACAACUACCGGAGGCAGAGGAAUGUUGA
Molecule: messenger RNA, 501 nt
Organism: Eruca vesicaria subsp. sativa (arugula)
Lineage: Eukaryota; Viridiplantae; Streptophyta; Magnoliopsida; Brassicales; Brassicaceae
Source: the annotation of a GenBank genome assembly